CCACCCCAAGCAUCCCACCCUUUAACCCUGCUCUGCCUGAAACAGAACCUAUGGUGCACCCUACACGCUCCUUGAGCUGGGGGCCCUCAAAGACCAGUAUGUUUCAGCAAGGUCACCCAGAUGCUGGCAUCUCCAGGCCUUAAGCCCCACCUGCUGCCACAGGGCAUUCAGCCUGUCCUGGUUUUUCUCUCUCUGCUCAGGUAUGAAGCGGCCACUGAGCCCAUCGCCCCCUGGGGAAAAGGAGCCCCCCACAGCUGGUGUGGCAGAGUGCCCCCCAAGGCCCCCAGAGGCACCAAGGCCCAAGCGGGAGCGGAAGCGGUCAUCAUACACGCUCUGCGAUGUGUGCAACAUUCAGCUGAACUCUGCGGCGCAAGCGCAGGUGCACUGUGGGGGGCGUGCCCACCAGAGGCGACUUCGGCAGCUCAGCCUGGGCAAAAGCUGCCCCUCGGGACCAGCAGGCCCGGCCUCCAGCACUUCCAGCCCCCUGUUGGCCUCCCUACCUCUGCAGCCCCCGCUGGACCUCAAGCACUUGCUCGCCUUCCACCUCAAUGGUGCCACCCCUCUCAGUCUCUUCCCCAACUUCAGCACGAUGGACCCAGUCCAGAAAGCUGUCAUCAGCCACACGUUUGGGGUUCCCUCCCCCUUGAAGAAGAAGCUCUUCAUCUCCUGUAACAUCUGUCACUUGAGGUUCAACUCAGCGAACCAGGCAGAAGCUCAUUAUAAAGGCCACAAACACGCCAGGAAGCUCAAGGCCAUGGAAGCAGCCAAGAACAAGCAGAGGCCUCCAGCCCCAGCCAGUGAGGGGGCAGCGGCGGCAGCGGCGGAGGCUCAGGUCGAGACUCCAGCCAGUGAAACCUCCAGGGAGCUACAGAGUGAAGCAGUUUCCGCAGCCCCUCCUCUCGGCCCUCCACUACAGCUCCCACCGAGCCCAGACCCCUCAUCAAGAGAACCAGCACACUCAGACCCCCUGGAUGCUGCCUCCUCUUCCUCCUCUUCUUCCUCCUGCCCACCCUGUUCCCCAGAGCCUGGAAGAGAGGCUCCAGGGCCAGAGCCGAUGGCAGCAGCUGCAGGCAGCAGUGCAAGCAGGGAGGGCAGGGGCGAGAAGGGGCACCUCUACUGUCCCACGUGUAAGGUGACCGUGAAUUCAGCCUCCCAACUUCAGGCUCACAACACAGGAGCCAAGCACCGGUGGAUGGUGGAAGGUCAGCGCGGGGCUCCCCGAAGGAGCCGGGGCCGCCCGGUGCCCCGGGGAGGGGCUGGACAUAAGGCCAAGAGAGUUGCAGCAGGUCGGAGUGGCCGCCAGGGACCCAGCCCCGCGCUGCGCUGUGCUCUCUGCCAGCUCCAGGUCAAUUCAGAGACCCAGCUCAAGCAGCACAUGAGCAGCAGGAGACACAAGGACCGCCUGGCCGGGAAGCCCUCCAGGCCCCACAGCCAGCCCAGCAAGCUGCAGAAGCACGCAGCGCUGGCUGUGAGUAUCCUCAAGUCUAAACUGGCACUGCAGAAGCAACUGACCAAGACGCUGGCAGCCCGCUUCCUGCCUAGCCCGCUGCCUGCUGCCGCUGCCAUCUGCGCGUUGCCCGGGCCGCUGGCCCUCCGCCCAUCCCCGGCAGCCACUGCUGCCGCAACAGCCCCCCUCUUCCCAGCCCCGAUCCUGGGCCCGGCUCUCUUCCGCACCCCAACAGGAGCCGUCCGCCCUGCCUCGGGACCUAUUGUCUUUGCUCCUUAUUAGCCUCCUGGGGAGGCCUGGGGACUCCCCAGCAGCUGUCUACCACCCCCAGAUUCGUGGCACCCCUCAGUCCCACAGGGGCUGCCUUCGACCCCACAGUCCCUCCUCAACUGACCUAGGAACGAGCUGGGC
Ochotona curzoniae (black-lipped pika) is the source of this 1858-nucleotide messenger RNA. RefSeq names its product zinc finger protein 385C-like. The transcript is spliced from 8 exons. NCBI's taxonomy places the organism in Eukaryota, Metazoa, Chordata, Mammalia, Lagomorpha, Ochotonidae. Gene Ontology annotation, cellular component: nucleus. Bases 203 to 1729 code for a protein of 508 amino acids. Gene Ontology annotation, molecular function: nucleic acid binding; zinc ion binding. The record is from RefSeq and is a predicted model, not a curated record.